This is a messenger RNA of Oldenlandia corymbosa var. corymbosa, 935 nucleotides long. NCBI's taxonomy places the organism in Eukaryota, Viridiplantae, Streptophyta, Magnoliopsida, Gentianales, Rubiaceae. The record is from the annotation of a GenBank genome assembly.
UGGGAGGUAAGAAAAAUGAAUUGAGCAGAUGGUGGAGAAAACCCACAAAAUAUUUGGUGGCAUAGUUAACAACAUGCAGAACCCUUUUCCGCCAUAGAUGAUCAAAUGAUGGUCCUCGGAGGGCUUUGUCGUCCUUGUUCUCUAAUCAAUAUUAUCAUCGUCCUAAAAACCAAAUAUAUAAUAAUUAGUCCAGCAUUAUGAAUUACACCCUUAAAUUCAUAAUUGCCUGGAUCAUCUACCCAGCCCUUCUCGCAUUGUUCCUCACCAUCCUCAUUUUUACGGGCUAUUAUUUCAUUUUAGGGAUCAAAUUGGGAUUCGACAAACUUUUCCUUAUUGUAUGUGAAAGGUGGCAUCUACGAGGAGGUGGUCAUGGCCGGGGAAGGAUGUCGCCUAUAUUCCCUGAACCGGCGGAUGUCAAUCUUCAAAACAAAGAUGAAGAAGUGGCGGUGAAGGUCUUGGAUAUUCCGGCACCGGAAGAAUACAAAAGGGAUCGGAAUAAAUCAAUUACAAGUUGUGCAAUUUGCUUGGAUGAUUUGAUGGAUGGAGAGUUAUGUCAAACUCUUCCUCAAUGUAAACAUACGUUCCAUUCGCUUUGUAUUAAUCCUUGGGUUCUGCAGAUGCAAACUUGCCCCAUUUGUCGGCAAUCUCUUCCAGUUGUUUGAGGAAAUAAAUAAAUUGCAUCCAUGUUUUUGUUCCCAUAACUAAAUACUACAUGAGUCAAAUGCAUUGUUCUUUCAUCAUAUGAUCAAUAAAUGGCCGCUUAAUUAACUAGUUAAUUAGGUCCUGGCCGUUAGGAAGUUUUUUCUAUGAAUUAAUCGAAGCCAUUUCGGGUUGAUCAUGAUGUCCUAAUUUUGUUUUGUCCCUCUACUUUUUGGCUCAUUGAAAGCGGAAAGAAGCUGUAGCCAUUCUACCCUAGGAAGACAAUAUUAAUGCAC